AUUAACGGUAGCGUAACGGGCGGAUGUUCGGAUUUUUUUUGUCGUAUCAAAGUAUCGAACAUCGUAAAAAAACAAACAACUAAAUAAAUAGAAACAAUAAAACGAAUAAUAAAUAAUAUUAAUUACAUUGCUAGUGUGUAAUUAAAUAUUUUUUUUUUGUUAAGUGAAGUGCAAACCCUUGGCCAAGAGUCUUGUCUGUCAAAGAAUGUAAAUAUCGAAAAGUAAUAACCGAGUGCUUCUUUUUUUUACUGCGGGACAGUGAAUCAACAACAAAACGCGCAAUACCUUAAACGAAAGCUGUUUAGAUUUCCGACUUCCAGCUUCAUAGGCAAAAAAAAAGUAUCGUCUUUGCUAUUCCGUGCAUUUAUUUAACGACAAAUUGUUUACUUUUUUAAUGCAAUAUCUCCGGUUACAAGCAAAAACAACAAGUCGUAUACGUGCGUGUGUGUGUGCCAGCUUGUGUAUGUGAAACUAUGAGUAUUUUCGUUGUAUCCAACGUUGCAAACCCACAACGACGACGUUGCCUGUGGUGACAUUCAACAAAUACACAAGAAAUUAAACAAAAAGGUUGGGGGGAAAUAGUCGUAGUAAACACCAAACAGCUACAACAAUAACAAAAAAACCACAGCAACUAUUGCUAUUGCCGGGUAAUGUAGACGGCCAUAAAAGCAACUCACUCUACUCUCAACUCAACGAGUGACAGAGAGAGAGCAAAGUGAUAAGGGGGAGCAAACGAAAAGCAUUGUGAAUUUAUAAUAAAAGUUUAAACAAAUGAAUGCACAUACACCUAAACGUAUGUACCUUAUACAAACAAACAUCUGUAUGUGGAAACCACAAAACAACAAUAAUAAGUGAAGUGUAUUUGCGGCAACAAAAUAUGAAAUGAAAGAUCUGAAAUUAAUGAAGUGAAAAUAUUGUGCAAAACAAACAAAAGUUCCCAUAGGCCAUACAUAAAAAAGGCCGCGACAAAAACCCUAAUAGCAGCAGCAGAAAAACAACAACAACAAACUACUACUGCUAAUAAUCGUAAAAAUUUUUGUGUUGAUAUUUACCUAUGCAAGGGGAAAAAAUUAAUUAAUUGACAAUAGUUGAUCAACAAGUACGAGUGCGCAAAUGUCAGCUACACAAAGAGAGCAAGAGAUGGCAUGAGCAUUUCGUGUGUGUGUGAGUGCAACUCCAAGAGAACGAACCACCAUCGUUUUCAUACAGGAGUGUGUGUGCGUGUGUGCGAAACAAAAGAACCUCGAAUGCAAAAAAUAAAAGGAAGAGUGAACAACGAAAAACAACAAAGGUGCAACUCAUAAAAACGCAAAAACAACAACAAAAUCAAACCUUUCGGGUGCAAUGGAAUUCCAAGUGGAACAACAAAGCAAAAUCAACAGCAUUAACAUCAGCAUCGAAGGCUGCCGUCGUUGCAGCAGCAGUGCAAUAAAAUCCUAAAAUAGAAAGAAAAAACAUAAAUCGAUAAGUUGAGAACAAAACGAUUCGAAUCAAUCAGAAAGAAAAUCGUGAUCGUUGGUUAUUCUGAUAAGCUUUCUUCAAAAUCGUGAAAGAAUAGAAUUGCAAAGCGCCAAACAACUUCUCAACCAAUAUGAGUUAAUUUGCCAGUGUGUAACACAGUGAAAAAUCCAAAAACCCCGCUUGCUCUUCUUUUUCGUUUAAUAUAUUUUUCCUUUGAUUUCGAUUAUUUAUUUCGUUGGUCUUCUCCAGCAUUGUGACAAGUGUAUGAUCUAUUAUGCGUAUUCAAUGAUACAAAGUGCUAUUAUCUUGCCCAACGCCUUUCUUAACUUCUCUCUACUUCUUCUUCUUCUCCAUCAUAUUCUUUGCUUGGCUUGAUUGCUAUUGUGCAACGUGCAACGUUCUAUUGUCAUCAAAACUCCUUAAAAACAACAACAAAAUAAUUGAAAAUUAUGAAGAAUAAUCAAACAAAAAGCUCCAAUAAUAACAACAACAACAAUUUGCUUGACCUUCACAUAAACUCUAACAAUAAUAACAACAACAACCACAGCAGCGGAGGCGGCUUUAAAUUAUCGAAAUCUGCUUCAUCACCCAACCACCUUAUAUCUCCCCCACUACUGUCUACCAAGAAGGGAGGUCUUAAAUCCAAGUCUAAAUCCCAUCGUUUAGUCGGACGCUCUUCCAGCAACGGCAAUAACAACAACAACAAUAAUAAUAGCAACAAAAAUAACAAUCGUGGUGGCAAAAUGGGCGGGGGCACCAAGGAUGCCCGUCGCGGUCUAGAACCGCUAGAGUUCGAAGAAUGCAUUGUGGAUAGUCCCGAGUUUCGCGAUAAUCUUAACCGUCAUGAGAAGGAGCUGGAUCAUACUAGUCAUCAAAUCAAACGUAUCAUUAAGGAGGUCAAGGAUUUAAUGAGUGCUGCAAAAGUGUUGUCAAAUCGCAUGAAACAGCUGGCGUCUUCAUUAAAGGAUUUCAACUUUGAAUGCAUAGGCACAGCCCAGACAGACGAUGAGCUCGUCAUAUGCGAAAGUCUAGAGCAUUUUGGGGAAAUUAUCAGCUUAAUAGAGGAUGAACGGGAGAAAAUGCUUACCUUAGCCGAUACACAAAUUAUUGAGCCUCUGGAGGAUUUUCGAAAGAAACAAAUCGGUGGCGUCAAGGACAACAAGAAGAAGUUCGACAAGAAAACAGAAAAAUUCUGUCAAUCACAAGAACGCUUCCUCAACAUGUCAACGAAAAAGCCCGAAAAUUCAAUACAGGAGGCGGAUGCCAGUUUGGGCAUGCAUGAACGUGAAUAUGUCCAAGAAUCACUGAGCUAUGUCCUGCGCAUACAAGAAGUCCAGGAACGUAUAAAAUUUGAAUUUGUCGAAAUCCUGUUGGCCUUCAUUUCCAGUUGGUUAGUCUUCUAUCAUACAGCACAUGAAUCGGCGGAAGAUAACAGGGACUACCUGCAAGAUUUAAGGCAUAAAGUUCAGAAGACUCGCGAAAAUUUUAUAGGAACGCGAGAAAAAGUCACAGAACUUAAAUUAAAAUACAUGGAGAAGAGAACAAAGCCGGAGGAGAAAUUCACCAAACGCGGAUACCUAUUUUUGAUGGAAAAGAGUUCUCUUUUGAAAAUCUCUCUUUUAGAACCAUUCAAGGCAACAUGGACGAAAUACUACUGCACCUACAAAAAGCAAAAGAAGGAGUUCACCAUGCUCCAGUUCAAUCAGAUGAACCACAGUUUCGCUAGACCCGAGCAGCGAGAAGAAGAGAAACUAACACUAGUGUCGUGCCAAAGAAGAGCAUCGGAAUUUGAGAAGAGAUUCUGUUUCGAUUUGACAUUCAAGGAGAAACCGGGAAGCGUGUAUACAUUCCAAGCUUUAAGUGAAGAGGAUCGCAGAGCGUGGAUAAACGCCAUGGAUGGAACAGAGCCGACGUACUUAGCCCCAGGCAAAAUCAAAGCUGGCGAAGAAUAUCAAUUGGAUGAGACUGGCUUUGCCUUUGUGCGCAAAUGCAUUGAGGUUUUGGAGAAUCGCGGCCUCGAGGAUGAAGGCAUUUAUCGUAAAAGUGGUGUGGGCACUAAAAUUUCCAAACUUUUAUCCCUGGGCAUGGACCGCAAAAAAGCCGAUUCGGUUUUCACCGACGAACAGUAUCGUGAUCUCAUGGAGAGCAAUACCAUAGCCAGUGCUCUGAAAACGUAUUUGCGCAAUCUUAAUGAACCUCUGAUGACGUAUCGUUAUCACAGUGGUUUCAUUGAAGCAGCCAAACAAGAAAGUCUUAAUCAGCGUGUGCAUGAAGUGCACAAGUUGGUGUAUAAAUUGCCACAGCCAAAUUUUGAAAUGCUUGACAUGGUCAUACGACAUUUGACCGAAGUCUCUCGCAAAUUCGAGAAAAAUAAAAUGUCUGUCUUCAAUUUGGGUGUUGUCUUUGGUCCUACUCUGCUACGUCCCCAAGAGGAAACAGUGGCUGCCAUAUUGGAUAUUAAAUUCAACAAUAUUGUCAUCAAUAUUCUCAUUGAUAACUAUGAACGCAUUUUCAAGAAUGAUCCCAGUACAGUGAGUACGCACCUGCAAAAUAAUUCCAGUAGUCCACCGGUUCGUGUGCCGCGUGCCAGUCAAUCCAAACAGUCCCUAUUGGCGGGAGGCGGUGGUGGUUCGGUGGGGCGAAAUUCCAUGUAUUCGCCGCAGCAACAAGUCUAUAGGGUGGUGACCAAAUCGAAUUACACCGAUUCACCCAUGUCUUCGAGUUUACAAAACAUUCCAAAUGGCAUGAUCUACGGCACCACCGGCAGCGGUGGUAGUGUGGGAAGUUCUGGUGUCAUUACGUCAAAUGGUACCGGCGGUGGACAUUUGUCAACGCAUACAACCAACGGAGGCAGUAGUGGUCCCAAAAGUCUUGGCAUGAGUGUCAAUAUGGGCAGUGUGAAGAAUCUGCAUUCAAUGUCGCAGAGCGAUAUAAGCAUGCGCCGCAACAACGCCAAUGAUCCAGUGUAUGGCAUUUUGAGUUCGACCACAAAUGGUGGCCUGACGGCUCACCAUGCCACGCCCGCGAACGCCACAAAUCUAAGGCAUGACUAUCUGAUGGCCACUGCCACACCAGCCUCGACAUCCAUAUAUAGUACGAAUUCUGCGGGAAAUCGUAUCAGCGCAAACAAUGUCUCACCACCCACUCUGGCCAUGCGCAAGGAAGCUUUAUAUGGCGGUGCUCCCAGUGGAGGCGGCGGCGGUGGUGUUGGCUCUGGCAAUGGGCCCCAACAACAUCCACCUGUACAGCUGCAGCGCAGCAAUCAUCUGCCAUAUGCCCAAAACAAACACUAUUCUUCAGCCGCCGCUGCCUCUACAUCGAGUUCCAACGAAAGUGUUUGUGAUUCUCUGUCAUCAACGAAUGGUGGAGGAGGCGGCACCAAUUCCAGUCGUUUCCUAUCCGCCCGCGGUUCCAUAGACUAUGUGCCACAUUCCUCACAAGCCACAUCAUUGUCUACGCUGCUGGUGGACGAUGUAGUCACGGCCACGGCUGCUCCUUCUAUGAUAGUGGGCAGCUCCGGCAGUUCACCAAAUGAAUAUACGCCGCAAAAGAUGCAUCGCAAUAAGGAUGUAAAUCAAAUAAAACGAGAUCUGGAUGCGGGUACAGCGAGGGUGCGAACGUUAUAUGCGUGCUUGGGUGAAAGUGAGGGUGAACUAUCGUUUGAACCAAACCAAAUUAUAACAAAUGUUGGCUUUUCACACGAACCUGGCUGGUUGCAGGGUACCCUAAAUGGUAAAACUGGACUUAUACCAGAAAACUAUGUUGAACACUUGAAACCAUACCAUUAGUCAUGUAAGUCAGUCUAAUCAUCAAUUAUAAAUUAAAAACAAAACGCGCUUAGUAAUAAAUUGAAUUAUUUAUAAACAAAAAAAAAAAAAAAAACUAAAGAAAAUACACAACAAACACCCCCUCCCCACAAGAAAAACAAGAACAACUGAAUUAGGAGGUGGUCCAUUAAAAAUUGAACCCUAAAAAAAACAAAACAAUGAAUUAUUAGAAUUUUUUUUAGAAGAAGCUAAAACUAAAAAUGAACAUAGAAAACUCCAAACUCCAAAAUAACAACAAUAAUUAAACAAAAAACAACAAAUGUGAUGUUUUGCAAAAACUGAAUUAGAAGAAAAAACAGAAAAAAAGAAAAUGUCCCUUUUAAAAAUUUACAAUUUCCAAAAAAAAGAGUUCUAUUAGCGGAAGAUAUAACAAAAAAAAAAUACAUAGAGAAAAAUUGAUAAAACGAAAAGAAAAAAAAAAUAAUCCUAGCACAAAAUCCAAUCCUCUAACGAAUACUAGAGAAAGGCUGCUAAGCCUUUCUGCCGGAUUGAGAGACUAAAAACAAAUACCAGUUUACUUUAGAAUAACUUACAAACGCAAAAGGCCAUUUUCAACUAGAAACCACCAUAAGGCAAUAGAGAGAGUUUUUAUUUUUCCCAACUUUCCGUUUUUGAUACAAUUUUGAAAAGUAAAAUCCUAACCUCCCCUCAACUAAAAAAGAAGACAUUUGCUUACGCACACAUUUAUGUGGAAUAUGUAUGUAAAGUUUAUGUAAUAUACUAUACCUAUACUCUAAAUAUAAUAUUUAUUUAUGUGAAAUGUAUAUUUAUUUUUAAUUCCACUCUGAACUUGUUGUUUUAAUUUAACUGUGAGAAGAAGACCCCUUCCCCCUCCGCCCCCAUACUUUCCAUUUAUGCUUAAACCCAAGCAAGGAUUAUAAUACCACUUCUCAGCUAUUGUAUUUAUGUAUGUGUCUGUAUAUGUAUAUCGAAAAUCUUUGAGAAAAAUCCAGCCAGCUUAAUGACUAAUUGUUGUUGUAUACUCCUCCCUUAGAGUUGUAUUAUUUAUAAUCCAUAGGCAGGCUUACAAAUGAUUGAAAGAAGGCUUAGUUUUUUCCUAAGCCUAACAACAAAACCUAAUAUUUUUGCCAACUAUACACAUAGUACGUACAUAUAUACAUUUGUAAUCAAGUUUAAUGCCUCACCUCUUUCAUUUUUCAAACAUCUAACCACCUUAAAUGAGCAUCUUUCUCGAAAGGUACUCAUCUAGCGCUUGUAUCCUUCUUGAACCAUUAACUCUUUCCAAAGUAUCCUUGAUUUUGUUAUUGGCUGUUCCAUUAUAAAAAGAAAACUUCUUUUGUUAAAUGUCUCCUAGCUUAGCAAGUACUUUAGAAAAAGAAAAAUUAAAAAAAAAAAAUCCUUGAAACGCUUACUUUGUACAUAUAUACAUUUAUAUAUAUACAUAUAUAAAUAAAAUCUAUAUCUAUACUUACUUUAUAACAAAUUGUUUGUGAAAAAACAAUUAUAUAUACAUUUAUAUACAUAUACUAUUCUAUAUAUAUAAAUAUUAUUUUUUAUAUAUAUUUCUAAUUUAGUUAAGAAUUUUAUGUUUAAUUUUAGUGAAUGUAAAUGUUGAAUGAAUAAACACAGAAGAAAACAAGAGAAAUAUAAACAAAAACAUCAGUUUUUAGAACAAAAACCAAACGUCAAGCAAAAAUGUCUGCGUACAUACAGAAUAUAUAUUUUUAUACGUUCGAUUGCAUUUUUUUAAAAAGAGAAGAAACAAAAAAAGAGUUCUAUUUGAGAAAAUAUGUUUUUUUUUUUGGGAUAUAAUGCAAGCAAAUGAUUUUUGAUUAGAUUAAAAAUCUAAAAAUGGUAUGCAAUUAAGAUGGGAAAAAUGAAAACCAACCAGUCCCUCUUUUAAAGUAAAAAUUCCAUAAACAAUCAGGGUUGAUGACUGCAAAUUUGGAGAAGAAUCGUUAAAUAACGAGCAUUUAUUAAAAUUUCACAUUUUAUUUUUUUUUUUUUUUUUAUUUUUUUCGAGUUGUGUAUACAGCACUGAAGCUUGUGGCAACAAAUGCGGUUUAGCGCAACUCCUUUGUUAUUUCUUCAAUUAUUAAGCUCAAAAUCGCAUAACUGAUAUCCAAAGAAUUCAAAAAAAAAAUUCAAAGUCGUUUUCAAGGUCGAAAACGCCGCAACUCCUUAAUUUUUUAGAAUUUCGAAAAUUUUAAAGCAUUUCGCAGUUCGAAAUUCAGAGAAGAAUCGUUAAACAAGGAGCAUUUCUUAAAAUUUCACAGAGGUUAGCAUAUCCGCCUAUGACGCUGAACGCUUGUGUUCGAAUCCUGGCGAGACCAUCAGAAAAAAAUUUUUCAGCGGUGGUUUUCCCCUCCUAAUGCUGGCAACAUUUGUGAGGUACUAUGCCAUGUAAAACUUCUCUCCUAAGAGUAUUCGCACUGCGACAUGCCGUUCGAACUCGGCUAUAAAAAGGAGGCCCCUUACCAUUGAGCUUAAACUUUAAUCGUACGGCACUCAUUGAUAUGUUAGAAGUUUGCUCCUGUUCCUUAGUGGAAUGUUUAUGGGCAAAAUUUGCAUUUGCAUUUGUAUCUCCCGUUUUAAAUGUUUGAGCCAAUAAAUGGGGGUUUGCCCAUUUUCGCCGUUACAGUGAGUUGCAGGGACCCCUCAUCACAUGAGUGAGGACCAGAUCUGACCAUAUUUGAUGCAUCUGCCACAUAGCCCUGUUUUCCGAUUGAACACACAAAAGCAGUAUUUCUCACCCAGAGUUUACGAAAUUUGGGAGUAGAUCCCUUAACACUUGUACAGUUACAGUCAAUGUCAGAAUUUAUGACCAUGUUCCCGAAAUUUAAAGCAACGAGUCCUUGUCCUUGUAACAGUAUUUGGCCCAUCAACUUCUAUAGUUUUAUUCUGAAUACUUAACGAAUGCAAUGAAACAACAAGAAGUGAAUUAAUUUUGAGUUUUCCCCGUCGAUUAUUUCGGUAAUUAACCUUGUAAUACCAAAUGCCAAACGCUAAAUUGUACAUCUUUCAAUUGAAAAUCUCGGUUAAUUGAAAAAAUUUACUUGUACAUAUUGACUUUAAGGUCUUUAUAACAUAUUGCACUACGCUUAAUGGAAAACCCAGUAAAUUGAAAAAUCGCUUAAUUGAAAUACAAAUUUAAGCUAAAAAAAGUCAUAAUUCAAAGAUAUCAAAUCCCCUUAAUUGAAAAUUUGGUCAAAGUUACGAUUUAACUAAUUUCUAACUUGCUUCAUAGCUUCAAUUAAUUCCUCAUAGUUUUUAUGCUUCCAGAUCUUUUAAUACAAAGCAUUUAACAUACUAAAGUUCUGCUAAUGGAAAACAUUCUUCAUUCUAUACACUUCGGUUAAUUGACAUGUCUUUGAAAAAAAAUUCUAGUAUUUUGCUGUUUUCAAUUAAGCGGAUUAGACUGUAAAGUGGCCUAGUGGGAAUCGGGAAGAACAACACUUUGAUAAAUCUCAAUUUAGGACAAAUCUUUUUAGCAGUUUCAAUAUAGACACUCCACUCGGUGAUCAACAAUCUUUCUACCGCAAGACAUUCAUUCCUAUGUAUUGGAAUGGCUCGAUCGAACCCUUUAUCGCUCAAGGGCUGUAUCCUCUAAGUUUCGUUUUGUCACACAUCUCCACUGUGUUUUACUAAGUUUUGUAGAAGCAUCUAUAGAGGUAAAAUUCAAUGUCAUUGUCAAUGUCAUUAUUGAAAAAUGCGAGUGUUACAAACAGACAAGCCCAUAUCACAAAGGAUUACUCGGAAUAAGCUGUCUUAAGCUUUUACGAAAGUGCAGAAUAACUAGAGCUUAAAUGGUUGGAAGUGAUUUGAAGAAAGAGUUGUUCAACUUCUUGUGUAUAUUCUCUGUUCUACAUUUGGAUAGAAGGCGUUUGGCCGAUUGUAUCUCUUUUAGUCUUCCCAGAAAUCUGUAAUUCUCUUAAGUCGGCAACGAUGUUAGUUACUAAUAUUACUGUGACUAUUUGGACGCUUAUAAUGUGCCUAAAACAACAACAACCCCCAUCAUAAGUUUAGUUUCCAGAUAAUUUAUACGAUACUACCAGACUUCUUUUCUUUAGUCCCGAAUGAUGAAGUUGCCGCUGCAACCUAUCUAGGACUCCUAAUCACAGUCUGCUCAUUCUUCGAUCCCUAUUCGAUUAUUAGCCAAGGAGGUGUGCAUUGUUCGUACAUUGCUUACUCUGAUUCUUGAUUGGUUUCAUUUAUAUGAAGAAGACAACCUUUAUACGAAUUGUACAGGGAAUUGCCCUACGCCUUUUCUGAUAUUGGUGCUGCCUGCACAUUGUGUCACCACAUGGCUACUUUCCACCCAUUUUUCGAUUUGUUUCGAUAGCGUUUGUCAAGUUUAAUAAAUCACAUUAAUGUUGUUGUAGCCACAUUUCCUGUGGAUUUGGCGAUCCUCGUCGAACUCCUGUAUGUGAGCAAGCUCGUUCUGGUUCAAAGGACCCAUCGCCGCGGGAACAAGGUGGUUAUUGGUUAUUUAAAGUCGCCAAUUACUUGAUUUGUCAUAUCGAUCAUCAUAGGCACUCAAUAUUUGUGCAAGAGCCGGUGCCACCCGGCCUCUCACUGAGACCCUCCGCUCGACACCGUUGAUUGUCCGCGACUGCCGUUGCAUUUACGUAUGGACUAUUCGCAACCUGUAGCUCACAUCUAAGCUUCUCGUGACAGCAAUGAACACUAUACAGAUGGGACCUCAAUGUUCCAGCCUGUGUGGUGCUCACAGUUUUCCCGUGUCUGGAAAUCACAUUAAUGGUUAAGCUGUUGUGGUAUUAUUGGUUGCAUUCAUUAACUCCAUUAUUGGUAGAGAUCUACAACCCAUGGGUUUCUUACGAAAAGUCUUAGAUUCGUUUUAAUCAUGUAAAGUAUACGAUGUCUCAAAAAGUUGCACAGGGAUACUACAGGCUCAUAGGCUUCUCACUGAGAAUCUUCACUCUAUGCCGCUGAUUGUCUGCGACUGUAGUUGCAGCUACUCCGAAUGGAGCACUCCACUAUCCACAAUCUGUGGACGUGCCUGCAAAGUUUCUCGUAAUAAAGAAUAACACACAUAAGUUACGACCUGCGUGAUGCUCAUAGUUAUCCUGUGCCGUGAUAAUCUCUCCCUAAUUUAUCUAAGCCAUUCGAAGUAGUUGGACCAUGCAGUAGACAACGUCUUAUUCUUCGCCGUAGCUUUAAUAGGGUACAGUAUACUACCGGACCGUUUUUCUUAGCUCUGUUUGACGUUGUUGGCGCUGGGGUUGGUCCAGGACCACUGCGGCUGCACUUUUUUAAAAACGCGUGUCAAACUAGAGCACCAUCUUCAUUCCCAUCAUUGAUCAGGGAGUUCGCGUUCAAGGCUGAACCCCAUGCUUCUUCUGUCCCAUCAAUAGUGAGGAAAUUUUUGCGACCUCGGUUGCGUUCGUCGACUUCAUUGUUGAGAGAGCAGUAUCAGGCCCUGGUUGCUUAAAAACAGGAAGUAGGCGCCAUUUUUAAAAAUCUCUCUUUAAUUUAUCUUAGCCAUUCGGAGUAGACGGAUCAAUCAAUACCAUGCAGUAGACGACAAAGGCUUGCACUAGACCAUUCAUUUCUGCUUUCAAGACACACUAAUAAAAAUAGAGUAUUUCAAGAACUGAACCUUUCGUUAACAAGUAUAACAUCGAAUGAGACAAUUGAGAACUGAGUAAAACAGAUAACAAGACAAGAAGACAACAAGAUGAGCAAUCCCAUGGCAGUCGGUUGUAAGUUCCGGAUUGAACCAAUGGAGUUCUUCAUCGGCAAGGGCUGUCGACUUAGUGUAAAACACACUGCUACAACAACAACCACAAGAUGAGUGAAUAAAUAAGGGAGAAUGAUUAAAAUGUAAGUAAGUGCACGCUGCACAAUGCAUGUAUUCGGGUACAUUUUGCUUCAGACAAAGUAUUUUUCUUGUCGUCUGAUUUCGUAGAACGAAAUUCGUAUGAGCGCAGUGUAGCCUUGCCUUGGUGGGCAAAGGCGAGUCGUCAAGAUGUCUAAAAAGAAGGGUGCAUAGCCAUGUUAAAUCGUUAAAGAUAAAAUUUAAAAUUUCUUUAAAAAAAUUGUGCUGACUUGUUCGUGGACUCGGUUAGUGAAGUGAAUUCGUCAACAAUCAAGUUUUAUAACAGACAAUCUGUAAGGCACGUCAGCACAUAUGCCAUGUCGGUGACAAAAUUGAAAUUUUCUUAAAGAAGUAUUUGAAGACAAUGUCACACACACAUGUAUGUUUUUUAUAUGAGACAGACACAACAACGAGCGUUCUUGGCUAGCUCCUGGAUGUUUAAAAAAAGGCAGUGGGGCCACCCACUUCAAACCUCUCUGAUUCGCGUUAGCCAUGGACUAUAAACAUUGCCUCAAAAAGUUGCACAGGCCAUUUUCAGGCCGAAUUGGACAACGUAUUAUCCAACACCGCGAUUAUCGUCGAGUCCGGAGUAUUACGAGACUUUCUCCUUUAGCUUCCUUGGAUAUUGGUUUCGCUAAGGCUGGUCGGAACCACUGCUGCGCAUGUCAAUCUUGAGCCCGUCAUUCGAUUCCAUCAAUGACGAGGGAGUUGUGACGCUAUUUGCUGCAUGUACUACGAGAUUUUUUUACCUCCCUGUCAAAACUUCCGAAUGUCAACUUGGAGCCUAUUCUUUUUACAUGGCAUAGUACCUCUUUUGUCAGCAUUAGGAGGGGAUAAACACCACUGAAAAUUUUUUUCUGAUCUCGAUUCGAACCCAGGUGUUCAGCUUCAUAAGCGGAUAUGGUACCUAUUCCCCCAGCCUGUAUCUAUUAUAAAUGUCUGAAUGUCUACCCUUAUGUAUACUUGGUUCCAGCAAUGGUAAGGGACUUGCGGCAUCCUUGACUGUUUUUUGACUCACCGUUGCUAGAUAAGUGAAGUGGGCUCAGCAAGCUUAAUUUUUUUUCUAGCUUAUUUUCUGUUGAAGAAUCUUCCACCAAUUCAGUUUUUUCGUUCUUGCCGAUGAAUCUUUAUAUGUAAGAGCAAGCUGCUUGAUAGGCAUUCUUUGCUGGUAUCCUGGGCUUGGCAUGCCAAUAUCAUGUGCUCCUGUCAUAGUGAACACAGUCAUCGAUUAUUCGGUGCCCCCCUGGUCUUGUUUGUCCUAACUUCCGCAAAGAAGAUGGAAGCUUAGUGAUUUUCAGUUGCUCGUUGGGCAAUGUUAGGCCCUUCAUCAAACCAACCUUUUUCAGGUCCUCCAAGAGCCUCUUUCCCUGCAUGAAACCAUUCUCGUUCUUGUCGACGAAUCGUUGUAUGUGAAAGUAAGUCAAUUGAUAUGCAUUCUUCGUUUUCUUGGUUGUUGUUGUAGCCACAUUUUCAUUUGGAAGUGGCGAUCCUCGUCGAGCUCCUGUAGAUGAGCAAGCUCGUUCCGGUGCAAAGAGCCGAUCGCCGAGGGAACAGGGUGGCCUUUGGUUAUUUAAAGGUGCGAUUAACUCGCCUUGUCAUAUCGAACACCAUAGGCACUCAGUAUUUAUUCUAGAGCCGGUACCGCCCGACCUCUCAUUGAGACUCUCCGCUCGAUACCGUUGAUUUUCCGCGACAGCCGUUGCAACUACUCCGUAUGGAGCAUUCCAGCUAAGCUUCUCGUGACAGCAAUGAACACCACACAGAUCGGACUUCAAAGUUUCGGCCUGUGUGCUACUCACAGCUAUCCCGUGCUGACCAAAGAUGACCUUACAUAACCAAUUCUGCUUAAUGAGCCGUCUUUUCCCAUGCGUACGGUUGUUCUCAUUCUUACUGACAGAUCUUUGUAGAUAAUAGCAAGUCCGUAGAAAGAAUCCUAUUUUGGUCAUUUUCGGCGAAUUGCAUCCUGCAGACACGUCAAAAUCAAGUUCACUUGGCUUCUUGAACUCCAAAUCUCUGUAUCUCUGCAUGGUUUUACGGUGGGUUACCGACUCUAUUUGUCCUUGCAAAAGAGGCUGUAACUAAAUUGAUUUCCUGAUGCUUGUCGGGCAUUGUCAGGCCCAUGAACCCUCUUUCCCUCUGCGUCAGUUCGUUCUCGUUCUUAUGGACGAUAUUCGUAGUUAAGAAUAAACCUCGGUUUCUUGGCGGAUGGCUAGUUUUUGACUCGUCCAGAUCUAGUAGACCUUUUCUGUUGCACUUUUUACUCUUUUACUAAGCGGUAGCCCCCUCGUCAGUAACUGAACCCAUUAAAGAUUGCGGAUGUGCCGAGGCGGUGCAAUGAAUCUUCACCGAUAGCAAAAGUUUCUGCCUUGUUUGGCUGGUUAGAACCGUUAGGAAUGAAGUUGGAUCCGAUGGGAGUUUCUCUAAGAUCUUCAACGCUGGUGACAUCCGUCUUUAUAUUUCAAUGUUGGUGAGAUCGAAAGGAUCUGGAUUUAUUCCAUAUAUUCUCUAUUGGACCUCAUCACAGUGGUGGGGGAAAAGAUCUUAAUAUGUAAUAAUUACUGAUAGAUGGGGUGGACAUGCUGAGAUGAGGUGUUUUGUUAUGAUUUCUAACAAGUGUGCAAAGUACGGCUGAAAUCGAUGCAAAACCUGAUAUAGCUGUCAUGUAAACCGAUUUGGGGUCUUGACUUCUUGAGCCACUAGAGUACGCAAUUCUUAUCCGAUUUGGCUGAAUUUUUGCAUGAGAUGUUUUGUUAUGAUCUCUAACAACUGUGCAAAGUAUGAUUUAAAUCGGUCUAUAACAUGAUGUAGCUGUCAUAUAAACCGAUUUAGGGUCUUGACUUCUUGAGCCUCUAUAGGUUGCGAUUAUUAUCUGAUUUUACUUUUUGAGCCCCUAAAGGGCAAAAUCCUUAUUCGAUUUGACUGAAAUUUUACACAAUGACUUCAACUGUGUUCUCCAACAUUCAUUUCAUUAUGGUCCGAAUUGAACCAUAACUUGAUAUAGCUCCAAUAACAAUUCUUUUCUUUUAUCCUUUCCUUUCCUUUGUUUGCCUAAAAAGAGACACCGGGAAAUGAACUCGACAUAUGCGAUUCAUGGUGGAGGGUAUAUAAGAUUCAGUCUGGCCGAACUUAGCAAGCUUUUACUUGUUAAUGGAAAAGUGUGUAUGGUGUAUGGAAAAGCAGGCACAUCGCUGUAUAGCCCCAUUGUAAAGCCCUAAGAAUAUGAAAUUUGGAGCUACUGGCCCGUGCCCAAAGUAAAGCGAUCGUGUAGAGAUGGUAAGGUAUCUACUUCUAUCGACACUUCACGGUGUCUGUAUUCCUUAGAUAUUCAUCGUCUCAUCUUGAGGUAAGGUCGUUUGUCAGAAAUACGAGACUUCCACUGUGUCGGUUACCAGGGAUUUUUGUUGAGUUUUAGCUAUAACUCAUCUUGUACGCCCAUAAGGAUUUUUGGAAUUUUUUAAAUAAUCAAAAGUCAAGUUGCUUGUAUGAAAUCCUCAAAAACUGAAGAUCCUUUGAAUAAAAAAACAUGAUUUUCUCUCUGAUCUUAAACAUAUGACAAACCUUUACACCGAAGCGAAUAACAAUUAAAAUUACUAACGAAGAACAUUCAAGUUUUAAUUUUUACACACACAAAACCAAGUUGCAUUACAGAUGAACUCAAAGAAAAGCGAAAAUAAAAACAAAUUAAGAAAAAAAAAGAAGUAUUUUAUAAAUCGUUUAUUGUGAUAUUUAAUUAAUAAAUUCUGUUCAGAUGACAAGUCCAAAUCCCCUUCCAGCCAAAUUUUAGGGAAAAGCAUCACGUUUUUCCAUUACCCUGAAACCAAGAAAACAACCUACCAGCCAACCUGCAUUUCAUUCCAUAUAUAAAAAGAAAGCAAAGGAAGCAUAUUUCGGUUUUUACAUGAAUCCCCACCAAGUAAAAUCGAAUUGUUUUUUUGAAACCUUCAAGAAAUUCCAAUAUAUAUCUGUUUAAAAUUUGAUUUUUAAUAUAAUUUCAUUUAACUUAUAAUGAUGCUUUAUGUAUAUAUACGAAAACUUAUAACAAAAAAUGUAAAUUGUUUUUUUUUUUUGCAAAAAAAAUUUUGUAUUAUAAAUUUUUUUUUUGGAUUGACAUCGGUAUUCACCAAAUUUAAUACAGCUUUAAAGUAAGCAAGUCUGUCACAUAAACCUACUUUAAAGCAGCAUGAAGUUCGGUGAAUAUGGACAUACAACUGUAAGAUUUUUCUUCUUCCUUCUUUUAAGGAGCUGAGAAGAAGAAUCUUGAAAAACUUAUGAAAAACACACACACAAAAUUAUUGUUAGCACUUUUUGUUUGAAAGCACAACAAAAUUAAAGGAAAAAAAGAAUUGCCUUAUUGAAUAUUUGUUUUUUACUUUUAUAAGCAUCCUAAUAUAUAUAAUACAUAUUCAUAUAUAUAAACUAUUUCCACACUUUCCUUUUUUUUCUAAUGCCAAUUUUGUAAAUAUAAACUUUUCAGUUUCCCCUUUGAUUUACUUUUACUAUUAUGUUGUGUGUUUUCGUUCCCUCCCCUUCUUUUUGUAUAUUUGCCUUAAAGUUCCCAAUUUAAAUUUUAAAACGAAAUCGAAGCAGAAGUGAAGAAAUCUAAUGAAAAGAAUCCAUUGUUAUUUUCUUUUGUUGUUAUGAUAAACUUAAUUAAUUAUGAGUAAAUAUUUUUUUUUAGUUUUAAUCAAAAACAAAACACCUUAUACAUUUAAGAUAAACAAAAACCAACAACCUAAACUAUUAAUUAAUUAAAUGAUACAUCUAUCCAUAAUACAAAAAAA
Stomoxys calcitrans (stable fly) is the source of this 15869-nucleotide messenger RNA. It is a transcript of the gene Graf, whose product is annotated as rho GTPase-activating protein Graf. Lineage: Eukaryota; Metazoa; Arthropoda; Insecta; Diptera; Muscidae. Gene Ontology annotation, biological process: signal transduction. The record is from RefSeq and is a predicted model, not a curated record. Gene Ontology annotation, molecular function: protein binding; GTPase activator activity. Gene Ontology annotation, cellular component: cytoplasm. The transcript has 13 exons. The coding region runs from base 1911 to 5249 and encodes 1112 amino acids.